Messenger RNA from Solea solea (common sole), 5650 nucleotides. It is a transcript of the gene sec24c, whose product is annotated as SEC24 homolog C, COPII coat complex component. The transcript is spliced from 25 exons. Gene Ontology annotation, biological process: endoplasmic reticulum to Golgi vesicle-mediated transport; COPII-coated vesicle cargo loading; intracellular protein transport. Gene Ontology annotation, molecular function: SNARE binding; zinc ion binding. NCBI's taxonomy places the organism in Eukaryota, Metazoa, Chordata, Actinopteri, Pleuronectiformes, Soleidae. Gene Ontology annotation, cellular component: COPII vesicle coat; endoplasmic reticulum exit site. The record is from RefSeq and is a predicted model, not a curated record. Bases 178 to 3945 code for a protein of 1255 amino acids.
AGCGUCGCAGUAGUUCCGCUGUGUGUCCGCUCCUGAUACCGAGAAGGGAUUAGUGAAAAACACCCCGGGACGAAUUCGGCUUCAGAGUUUGUCGGCCACCGGGUCUCGCAGCUUGGCCCGGACAGAGGAUAACCUCUGCUACUUACAACACUUCGGAGAUUUAGGGAUGAACUGAGGAUGAAUGUAAACCAGCACACUCCAAUGGCCCCUCCUUAUGGCCAGCCACAGCCUGGCUACAGCCACCCUGGCUACGCUCCUCUGGAUGCUGGAUACUCUGGGCCCUAUGCACCCUACAAUGGCCCUGCUUCAGCCUACCAACCUGGAGCUCCACCGCAAGAAUAUUCUCCUUUCUCAAGCUUUCCCUCUAAGACUGUGGCAGCCAACCCAGUCUCUGACCUCUCCUCUCCUCUUGACUUAGGUCCCACCAGAGGUCCUCCCACCUCUGGACCCCCGCCAGUCUCGGCGCCUCAAGCAUACAACCAGUACAGUCAAGGAAACAUGCAGAAUGGACCCCCACCUAUGACACAAGCACCACCAAGGCCUGCUGUGUCUCAGCCUUACAACCAAGGAGCGGUAAACCUGUCGGGGCCACACUCUGGCUACCCCCAACAAUAUGGGCCCCAACCCACAAUGCACCAGGUCACUAACCAGAUGACCGGGAUGCAGAUCACUUCUGGACCACCAACUCCAGCGGGCCCAGGAUAUGUUCCACCUCAGAGCUCUCAGCCUUCAAUCAGUACACCCUACUCAACCGCACCUCCACCCACCUAUACCCAAGCCCCUCCCCUUACGUCAUCUGCUGCCCCCCAGCCACCACAUCCCAGUGGCCCUGCAACCUCACAGCAAUACUAUGGAGGACCACCGCCUCCUGCUCAGCAGCCAUUCAGCUCCUCUCUUCCCCCAACCUCACAACAGCAAUUCUCUUCUGGACCACCACCUCCUUCUCAGCAGACCUUUCCUCCCUCCUCCUUCUCUGGUCCUGUGCCUCCACCCAGCCAAGCUCCCGCUCCCCCAGUCUCCCAGCCACAACAGUCCUUUCCCCCAACCCAGCCCCCCUUCUCCUCAGCACCUCCACCUGUUGGCCAGCCAGCCUUCCACUCUGGUCCUCCUCCUCCUGUCCAGGGCUCCUUCCCACCCAGAGCACCCGCUCCUUCCUCUCAGCCUGGAUCUUUUCCUCCUCCAGGGCCUCCUCCCACUUCAACUGCCUCUGGCCAAUACCCAGGCCCCAUGCCACCUCAACAGCAGCACCCUCCAUCCCAACCAUCCCCUUAUCACUCAGGUCCACCUCCUCUCAGAGCUCAGAUGCCUCCCACGUCCAUGGCUCAAAGCAACCACCUGCCUCCAGGACCUCCAGGACCUCCAGGACCACUGGGCCCUCCUGGGCCCUUGCAGCAGGCUCCACCUCAGCCUGGUAUGCAGGGAGGGUACCCCCCUCAGCAGAAUGGUGCUUUUGGGCAGGUGAGAGGCCCUCAGCCUGGCUAUGCAGGCCCUUAUCCUGGGCAACCAAACUAUGGAACCCCUGCACCAGCACCUGCUCCUGCUCCAGCUGCACAGAAAAGACUUGACCCUGAUGCCAUUCCUAGCCCGCAAGCGUCUGACAUGCCGGCUGUGCAGAAAUCACGACAUAGAAUAGAUCCAGAUGCUAUCCCCAGCCCAAUCCAGGUAAUAGAGGAUGACAAGGUAAAGUCCACCGAGCCAUUCACCACAGGGGUGAGGGGGCAGGCUCCACCUCUGGUCACUACCAACUUUCAGGUCAAAGACCAAGGGAAUUCCAGUCCCAGGUUUAUUCGCUGCACUGCGUAUAAUAUGCCUUGUACAGCUGAUAUGGCCAAGCAGUCUCAAGUGCCAAUGGCUGCCGUCAUUAAACCCCUUGCCACGCUGCCGCCAGAUGAGACUCCUCCAUACCUGGUGGACCACGGCGAGGGCGGUCCGAUCCGCUGCAACCGCUGCAAGGCAUACAUGUGUCCAUACAUGCAGUUCAUAGAGGGAGGUCGCCGCUUCCAGUGUGGAUUUUGUAGCUGUGUCACAGAGGUGCCUCCGCAUUACUUCCAGCAUCUGGACCACACUGGUAAAAGGGUGGACUGCUAUGACAGGCCAGAGCUUUCGCUGGGCAGCUAUGAGUUCCUGGCCACUGUUGACUAUUGUAAGAACAACAAGAUCCCUCAGCCUCCAGCCUUCAUCUUCCUUAUCGAUGUGUCCUACAAUGCUGUGAAGAGUGGCAUGGUCCACAUUGUCUGCCAGGAACUCAAGACUCUUCUAGACCACCUGCCCAGGGAGAACCCAGAACUGGACUCAGUGGUGCGGGUGGGCUUUGUCACCUACAACAAGGUUUUGCACUUCUACAACGUCAAGUCAACUAUGGCCCAACCCCAGAUGUUGGUGGUGUCGGACGUGUCGGACAUGUUUGUACCCCUGCUCGAUGGUUUCCUGGUCAACAUGAAGGAAAGCCGACUAGUUAUUGAGAGUUUACUCGACCAGAUCCCAGAGAUGUUUGCAGACACCAGGGAAACUGAGACAGUCUUUGGACCUGUGAUCCAGGCAGGACUUGAGGCACUGAAGGCUGCAGAUUGUGCUGGGAAGCUGUUUGUGUUUCACACCUCGCUGCCCAUCGCAGAGGCUCCUGGAAAACUAAAAAACAGAGAGGACAAGAAGCUGAUUGGGACAGAUAAGGAGAAGUCGCUGUUUCAGCCCCAGGUGAAUUUCUACAACACUCUCGCUAAAGAGUGUGUGGCUCAGGGCUGCUGCGUCGAUCUUUUCCUCUUCCCGAACCAGUAUGUGGAUGUUGCCACGUUAUCAGUGGUUCCUGUCUCCACUGGAGGUUCAGUCUACAAAUACACCUACUUCCAGGCCCCGUCAGAUCAGGAGCGUUUCCUGAACGACCUCAGGCGAGAUAUUCAGAACCCGGUUGGGUUCGACGCCGUCAUGAGGGUGCGAACCAGCACAGGUAUCCGGGCGACCGACUUCUUUGGCUCCUUCUUCAUGAGUAACACCACAGACGUGGAGCUGGCGGGCCUGGACUGUGACAAGGCCAUCACUGUGGAGUUCAAACACGAUGACAAGCUCAGCGAGGAAACGGGGGCACUCAUGCAGUGUGCCGUGCUUUACACCAGCUGCAGCGGACAACGGCGACUCCGGGUUCACAACAUGGCUGUUAAUUGCUGCUCUCAGCUGGCCGAUCUCUACCGCAAUUGCGAGACCGACACAAUCAUCAACUUCUUCUCCAAAUAUGCUUUCCGUGGUAUCCUGAACAACCCCACCAAAGCAGUGAGAGAAACUCUGAUCAAUCAGUGUGCUCAGAUUCUGGCCUGCUACAGGAAGAACUGUGCAAACCCCUCGUCAGCUGGUCAGCUAAUCCUGCCAGAGUGUAUGAAGCUGUUACCGAUCUAUCUGAACUGUGUGCUGAAGAGCGACGUGCUGCUGCCGGGAGCCGACGUCUCCCUCGACGACCGGGCUUACCUGAGGCAGUUGAUCAGCUGCAUGGACGUCGCCGACUCCCACGUCUUUUUCUACCCCCGUCUGCUGCCACUGAUGAAGCUUGAAAGCGGGUCAUUGCCAGUAGCGGUGAGGAACUCGGAGGAGAGGCUGUCGAAAGGAGGGGUUUACCUCCUGGAGACGGGGCUCCACCUUUUCCUGUGGGUGGGAGCCAGCGUUCAGCAGGAGCUGCUGGUCAACAUCUUUGGCACGCCGAGCUUCAGCCAGAUCGACCCGAGCAUGACAAGUCUACCAGAGCUGGAUAACCCCUUUUCACAGAGACUUCGAGAAAUCAUCGACUCCUUCAGAGCGCAGCGAUCACGAUACAUGAAGCUGAUGGUGGUGAAACAAGAAGACAGAUCUGAGCUGAUAUUCAGACACUUCCUGGUCGAGGACAAGAGCGGCAGUGGGGGGGCGUCGUAUGUGGACUUCCUGUGUCACAUGCACAAGGAGAUUCGCCAGCUUCUCAGCUAGGCCCCCCCAGAAUUACCUUUAGUCACUUGUAUGACCCUCACCUUCACUGAACCCUACUUGGUUGACACCCCCCACCCCCCCCAUAAUCGAAAGAAAGCGCUUUACCUUGUUUGUUUGUUUAUUUAAAACCUAACAAACUGAAGCUCUCUUUGCUGUCUGCCACAGACCAGCUGGUGGAUCUCAUGGUGUGAUUGAUACUGUGUGUGUCUGUGUGAGUGUGUGAGAGAGAGAAAGAAAAAGAGGAUCUGAUGGUAACAGAGCUUUACUCUGCCUCAAAUCGACUGCUCCAACACAGCAGGAGCAAAAUAACUGACGAGAGAGAGAGAGAGAGAGAGAGAGAGAGAGAGAGAAUAAUCAUGUGUAAAUACACAAGUGAACAAUUGCAUGUAUGCAGCAGACGUAGUGAGUGAUGGCAACAGCUGUCCGUGUGCCGUCUGUUACCGGCACUGAAAGGCUGUUGUAGGUGCAUAAGCAAACACUUUUUAUAUGAUUGAAUCCAAAUAGAGUGAAGGACUUUGACUUACAAGAUAUAAAUGGAAUUAAAUAUAUUCUGUUCUUUCUGUCUCUUGCCCCCAUUUAAUCCUGGCCUUGGUAUCCUUUCCCCACACUCCUCCGAUCUUUGUUUAUUAUUAUUAUUUUUUUUUUUUUUCCAGAUGUGAUGGGGAUUAGUUGCCCGAUGGAUGGUGUGGCUCCAGGUUCAGGCAUCUGAAUAUCAGCUCAGCUGCAAAUAUACUGAAUAUUAAGAUACACUGAUAACCAGUUAUUACACUAAUUGGGACGAUGAUUUAAAUUGGUUCUGGCUGAGUCGUCUGUCUUUGUCGAUGCAAACAUCUGCCUCUGAAUCAUGGAUGAGCCACUUGUGCAUUUCAAACUGCUGAUGUGAUUCCUCUGAUGUGAAAGCUUAAAGUCUGCAGCACUGAAAGGUCGGUUACAGAAUAAAUAAAGAGUUAGGAGGAUGAAAGAAGGACAAAGGACUUCCGACACCUGAGAGAUUGGAAAUCCAUUUCUGUGGAUGACCCUGUUUGUUUACGGUGUGUAGUGCUGCAUACUUCAUAUGAAUGAAAAACAAUGGUUGUCUACAAAAUGCGAUUUCCAGCAGACAGAUCUAAGCGGACGGCUGAUAAAUGGACAUCAGAUCUAAUGUUUGCAAGUUGUCUCCGCACUGGCGAUGUCCGGUGUGUAAAUAAAAUAUAUAAUCUGUACAGAAUUAAUAGAAAAUAACGAUUUUAAAGAACGGCCUGGACAGCUGUGGUUUGUGGAUGGUUGGUUUCUCUGUCACAAAUAGCCGAAAUAUAAAAUCAUGGCUUUUACUGGAGAGACUAAGGCUGACUUUGUGAUCUUUGUCUGUCUGUGUUUGUGUGUGUGAGAGUGAGAGAGAAUGAGAGAGAGAGGUGUGAGUGAAUGUCGGGUGGGUCCUGGUGAAUUUCUCCUGAGGAACAGAGGGAGCAGCCACCACACACACACACACACACACACGACAUUAACUUCAGUCCUCUUCAUUAUCUCACACUCUAAUUUUUUUUUUUUUUUUUUAAGCAGUGACUGGUGUGUGUGUGUGGUGCCCUCUCUUCCGUCUUUAUGUUCACAGAUGUUGAUAGACCCCAUUGUCUUUACUGUAAUCUUAAUUUCUGUUCCUUUUUUGUUGAUUUGUUUUUUAUUGCCUCUUGGGACUGCUAAUAAAAAUGAGGUUAAAAGUAAAACGCCA